AUGGCAGCUGUGUCCAAACCUCAGGACUUGGAGAUUUUGGAUGACAUGAAAACACCCUUCAGUGAUAACGAAUGGGCCAGCCUCACGUCUGUCGGGCAUGCCCUGUACACGGAAGUGAUGGCGGAGAACUACAAGACCGUGGCUUCCCUGGCUGCAGCAUCCAUAGACAGACCUGAUGCGAACCUGGCGCUAAAGGAAGAGAGGGACACCCUCAUCCCGAGGGGCUGGGAGGUCGGUCUUGCUGAGUACAUCAUAAAACUAAGAAGAUAUACUCACCUAAUUUACAGACAUUUCAUCCGAUAG
Octodon degus (degu) is the source of this 303-nucleotide messenger RNA. Its product is annotated as KRAB domain-containing protein 1-like. The record is from RefSeq and is a predicted model, not a curated record. The transcript has a single exon. Gene Ontology annotation, biological process: regulation of DNA-templated transcription. Lineage: Eukaryota; Metazoa; Chordata; Mammalia; Rodentia; Octodontidae. The coding region runs from base 1 to 303 and encodes 100 amino acids.